Messenger RNA from Cheilinus undulatus (humphead wrasse), 1604 nucleotides. It is a transcript of the gene arl8ba, whose product is annotated as ADP-ribosylation factor-like 8Ba. The transcript is spliced from 8 exons. Gene Ontology annotation, molecular function: GTPase activity; GTP binding. The record is from RefSeq and is a predicted model, not a curated record. The coding region runs from base 2 to 715 and encodes 237 amino acids. Gene Ontology annotation, biological process: protein transport; anterograde axonal transport. Lineage: Eukaryota; Metazoa; Chordata; Actinopteri; Labriformes; Labridae. Gene Ontology annotation, cellular component: lysosomal membrane.
CAUGCGUCCCACUUCCCUUCCUGACUGGAAAACGCCACAUCUGACAGGGAGGGAGGAACAGACAGCACCACAGGGGAGUUUAAACAACGACCUCAAGAUGCUGGCACUUAUAAACCGGCUUUUGGACUGGUUCAAGUCUCUGUUUUGGAAGGAGGAGAUGGAGCUGACGCUGGUCGGUCUCCAGUACUCGGGAAAAACAACAUUUGUAAACGUGAUCGCUAUAUUAAACGACGUCUUUCAGGACAGGUGUACCCAUGGAAACAAGCCUGAAAUACAGUCAGGGCACUUCAGUGAAGACAUGAUCCCUACAGUUGGCUUCAACAUGAGGAAAGUCUCCAAAGGAAAUGUCACCAUCAAGAUCUGGGACAUAGGAGGCCAGCCAAGGUUCAGGAGCAUGUGGGAGCGGUACUGUAGGGGAGUUAAUGCAAUUGUGUACAUGGUUGAUGCAGCAGAUCGAGAAAAGGUGGAGGCUUCCAGAAAUGAGCUUCAUAAUUUAUUAGACAAACCUCAGUUGCAAGGAAUUCCUGUUUUGGUACUUGGUAACAAAAGAGACCUUCCCACUGCUUUAGACGAGAAGCAGCUCAUUGAGAAAAUGAAUCUGUCAGCUAUUCAGGACAGAGAGAUCUGCUGCUACUCAAUUUCCUGCAAAGAAAAAGACAACAUUGAUAUCACACUUCAGUGGCUCAUCCAGCACUCGAAAUCCAGGAGGAGCUGAAAAUGCAGUAGCUGUUUUCCAGUUGUGUUUGCCAUGUUACUAUCAUGCCACACCCCCUUCACUCUGCUAUGAUGUACAGUCUUCUACUCACAUACUGCACUGUUAUGCUCAUGCCACACACACACACCCCUUCCCCCCCUUUUACCUUGUCAUGUUUUCACAAUCCCCAAAGAAUGCACUACUAAAAAAGGUGACUCUGAUACCAAAUCUAAGGAAGACAAUUGGCAUUAUCAGCCUGCAAAGCUGUAUUCUAUUGCAUUAAUUUCUGCUCUCCCUUUUACUAUCCAUGUAUUAUUGAUGGUUAAUACCAGUAGUGUAUGACACUAAUCUUGGGUAUGAAAGAACACUCUCCAAAAGAAGGGGUUAUUCUAUUGAACGGGUAUUAAAAAAUUAAGAUUGUGUUCUUCACACAGUCAGACGUAACACCAGGAGACUCGCUGGUUUUCGUUCUUGUCGACUGACUGUAACCUUUUGCAAGAUUCUGCUUUCUUCUUUCAAAGACGUGUCUUGUUAUAGAAAAAUUUCGCAGUGAAGAAAGUCAUUUGUUGCAGGUCUGUACAAAUAUCAAGCUAGUAUGAUUUUUACUGAUGUGAGAUGUGCGUGUAUGAAUAUAUGAUUCUAUUUAAAGUCUGAAUGUACUAGACGUAAAGCUGUACAGGAUUGUGUGGUUCAUGUUGGCCCCUGUUUUGUCAGUAGCCUCGGUGGAAUGAUGUCCUUUGUGCUGCCCAGAGGGUGAGAGAGCGGCAGAAUUCAAAGUGCCUUUUGCAACGUCUCUCACCUCUGAAGCGAAGCAAAGCAGUGUGCAAGGUGUGCCUGCCUGGGUAGAGUAAACAAACAAAAAACACCACUUCAAUAUAUACAAGAAAUAAAAGGCAUGCUUUUUAAGUCA